This is a messenger RNA of Hirundo rustica (Barn swallow), 993 nucleotides long. Its product is annotated as mucin-2-like. The transcript has 3 exons. Bases 1 to 993 code for a protein of 330 amino acids. Lineage: Eukaryota; Metazoa; Chordata; Aves; Passeriformes; Hirundinidae. The record is from RefSeq and is a predicted model, not a curated record.
AUGUCCCCGGCGCUGCACCUGCCCCGGGAGGGGUGGCAAUGCCCUCUGUUGCUUCCCCUCCCUGUGCCCGGGAACGAGGAAGCAGCUCCAGCUGCCUUCAGCCAUUACUCGGCAGCGCAGUUCCUUGCUGGCACCUUCCCCACGGCCUGUGUGCUCAGGUCCCACACCUUGCAAAGCGUUGGGGUGCUGGCUUUGGACAUGACUCGGGGCGCGGGAGGGCUGUCCCUGCUGCUGCUGAGCCUUGCUGUGCUGGAUCUCCCACCGGAGACCAUGGCACUGCUGCCCAACACCAGUACAAGCGCUGCAGCCACCUUCCCUUCCUCUCGUCCUGCAACCUCCACCCCACAGAUGCCAAUGGAUGCCUUCACAUCCAAUGCUGCUACAGCUCAGCGGAGCAGCCUGGCAGCCUCCAGCAUCACCACACCGCAGGCAAAGGGCAAUACAACUCAUAGCACUCCUGUGUCGCCUGGGCUGGGACCCACCACCACCAGCAGGACCCCAGCAGGGCUGGAACCCAGCACCAGCAGGACCCCAGCAGGGCUGGAACCCAGCACCAGCAGGACCCCAGCAGGGCUGGAACCCACUACCACCAGCAGGACCCCAGCAGGGCUGGAACCCAGCACCAGCAGGACCCCAGCAGGGCUGGAACCCACCACCACCAGCAGGACCCCAGCAGGGCUGGAACCCAGCACCAGCAGGACCCCAGCAGGGCUGGAACCCAGCACCAGCAGGACCCCAGCAGGGCUGGAACCCACUACCACCAGCAGGACCCCAGCAGGGCUGGAACCCAGCACCAGCAGGACCCCAGCAGGGCUGGAACCCACUACCACCAGCAGGACCCCAGCAGGGCUGGAACCCAGCACCGGCAGGACCCCACACCAGCAGGACCCCAGCAGGGCUGGAACCCACCACCAGCAGGACCCCAGCAGGGCUGGAACCCAGCACCAGCAGGACGCCAACUCCAACCUCCACAGCCACGACACCCACCUGUGA